UUAGAUGCUUAUCAAUCAUGAAGAAACAGUUCUUCAGAGUUAAACAGCUCGCCGAUCAAACGUUUUCUAGAGCUGGUAAAACAGAAGUGCUCACGGAUGAUUUACAAGCUGUAGACAAACAUGUUGAGCAAAUUAGGUUGGCUCUUGUUGGAUUGAGCAAAAGACUUGUUACCAAUCCUCCAAAUCAAACGGUAGCACAGGAUGUGAUCAAAGAAAAACGGCUGAAAAAAUGUCCGGAAUAUGUUUUGGGGCGUACUAUGCUAGAAAAUGCGCCCGACGAUGGUCUGAUGGGCUUCACGCUUAUAGAAUGUUGCCGCGUACAAAUGUCUUUAGCGAAUGAAAUGAUUGAGCAUGAAGCAAAAGUCGAGCAUUACGUAACGAAUCCACUGCAACACAUUUUAGAUACAGAUGUGCCAAAUAUAUUAAAGCAUAAAAGAAAUUUAAAUCGGUUAAUUUUGGAUAUGGAUAGCGCCAGGACAAGAUAUCAGCAAGCCACCAAGCAUAGUGCCGGUAUGGCUGCAUCGAAGGUAGACAAUUUAAGAGAAGAAUUAGAAGAAGCUGAAGCAAAAGUUGAGCAAUGCAGAGAUCAGUUUGCUGCUGAAAUGUUUCAACUAAUGUCUAAAGAAACACAUUUAGCACACACCAUUAUUCAAUACGUAAAACUUCAAAGAGCCUAUCAUGAAAGUGCACUGCAUUGUCUGGAAGAAUUUAUUCCAGGCCUGGAAAGUUAUAUAAAUGAUAAUGAAAUGAAACCGGUUUACGGUUAUCCACUUGAAGAGCAUCUUAGGGUGACCAAUAGAAAAAUUGCGUUACCUAUCCAAUUAUGCGUGUCCGCUUUAUUACGAUUAGGUAUGGAAGAAGAAGGACUUUUCAGAAUAGCUGGUGCUGCAUCAAAAUCAAGACGAAUUAAGUUAAGUUUAGACGCUUGUUGCCUUACGUUACCAACUGCUCUGGAAUAUAAAGAUCCGCAUGUAAUUGCUGGCGCGUUAAAAUCUUAUUUAAGAGAACUUCCAGAGCCUCUGUUAACCUACAAAUUGUAUCCAGAAUGGAUGGCAGCUGCAAAGAUAACAAACAAUGAAACAAGGUUAAGAGCUCUCUGGGAAGUCUUGCAUAAAUUGCCACCUGCAAAUUUAGAGAAUUUACGGUUCCUAAUUAAAUUUUUGGCUGUGCUCACCAAAAAUCAGGACAUAAACAAGAUGUCACCGCAAAACAUUGCAAUUGUUAUUGCACCUAAUUUAAUAUGGAGUCCAACGGAGGAUGCAAAUACAAUGGUAAUGAACAUGAGCACAGCUAAUAAUUCUAGUCUUAUAGUGGAUCAGUUGAUUACAUACGCAAAUUGGUUUUUUCCUGGUGAAAUAGAUUUUGAUCGUGAUUUGGAUGUUGGUAUUGUAAACGGUGUAGAAAACCAAAGCACAGGUAUGCGUCGUUGCGUUUCAAACAGUAGUCUCAGCGAUCACGGUGAAAGCCCGCCGCAAGGCAGUCCUAAACCAGCAGCUCGUAGAAAAAAUAAACCAGCACCAACACCACCGAACAGUACCACGCCAGAUAAACACGACAGAAAACCUGACGACAAGCCACCACCCACACCUGAUAAACCACCUAGACCAUUAACAUCUGCGAUUCUUAAUCGUACGAUGCAUAAAGCUCAAAAACAAGAUGUGAUAAGUACAGAGUUACCAGUCAAACAUGAAAAUAGCAUAGAGAAACAAGACGUAAACGUAGAUGUAGAAGCUAAACAACAAAGCUACGAUGUAAACGCAGUUGUAGACACCCCAUCUAUGGGUUGCUCUGAACACACAAAUGAAGUACAAGGUGAAUUACAUAAUGUAGAGGUCGAGGUAGAGAAAAGAAGUCAGGAAAUACAAAAGCCCGAGAGGAAAUUAAACACGAUCAUGACUGUCGAGAAGAUUACUGUGGAAAAUUUAUCGAACAACAAACCAGAGACUGAAAAUUCUGAAGCUUUGGUACACAGGUUAAAACCUGUAAUUACAGAGAAACCACAUCCUUCUACCUUAGAAAGACGAAGACCAAUGGCCGCUCCGAGGACCAUAACCAACGUGAUACAUAGCACAGAAGAAACGGUCGAAUUACGUAGAAAACCGGAGACUAAUAAUUCUACAAAUACAAGCACACUCGACAGAAGCAGUAAACCAGCUAUACCAGAACGACCGGCUAUACUAGUACGACCCUCGAGUCUCAUCAGGCAGCAUCCACGCCACAGUAACGAAAAUUUAGACACCGAAACAGGGCCUUUAACUUUGGAAAGAGCUCAUGUGUAUUCGGUGGACAAACAGCAGGUCAGUAUAAUACAAGUCCGUGGAAAUGGCAAUGUGCUCGGCACAACCGGCGACAACAAUGGCAACAUGGCUUCGAACUUGCAGAGAAGCCCCAGUGUAGGUAGUCGACCGUCGUCAAUGUCCUUGUAUGGCGAACGACCGGAAAAGCCGGCGAAACUAAGUGCGCCGGAACAAACGAAAGCCCACGUACGAACCAGAUCAGAAGGGAACAUUAUCGAUGUUCAAACACAGACUGACACAGUGGUAGUUCAUAAAUCACCGCAACAACCUGUCCCGGCGUCACCGAGGUUUCAUCAGAGACCACCAAGGCCGCAGCCGCCGCCGCCGCCACCGCCCACCAUGCGGCCUAAAUUAGAACAAGAAAGUACUAACCUCUAAGAUCAACUUGUAUUAAAAAUGUGAUUGCUAUAUUCGUAAGUGAACUCUCAAAGAAUCACUAAUUACUUUGAAA
Messenger RNA from Dufourea novaeangliae, 2748 nucleotides. RefSeq names its product rho GTPase-activating protein 44-like. The transcript has 9 exons. Gene Ontology annotation, cellular component: cytoplasm; intracellular anatomical structure. Gene Ontology annotation, molecular function: protein binding; GTPase activator activity. The record is from RefSeq and is a predicted model, not a curated record. The coding region runs from base 18 to 2675 and encodes 885 amino acids. Gene Ontology annotation, biological process: positive regulation of GTPase activity; regulation of Rac protein signal transduction; regulation of actin cytoskeleton organization. NCBI's taxonomy places the organism in Eukaryota, Metazoa, Arthropoda, Insecta, Hymenoptera, Halictidae.